GAAAAAAUGCCCAUUCUCCGGCCUCCGCCGCCACCCAUCUCCGGGAUUCCCGAUCAACAGCUCCUCCGCACGACACCGCCGUUCUCCGGUCAUCGCGACAUCCUCCAACGAACUUACUCUCUCUCUUUUCUCGAGUGUUUCACAACGUGUCAUGUUGGCUACAUCUUCUUCCAGGGGAAUCACUCUUCGAUUUCUCAGGAACUUCAAAGGGGACUCCGGAUGCUGUCUGCUUCACUUAGCAAAAGACAAACCUGGUAUCUGUUUCUUACCUAGUGGACGGUGCUCUUUCGGACAGUUGCCUUGUCACUUCAUCCAUGCAGAGCAGAGACACCUCAGAAACACGAGUUCCCUUUGGAAAAUUCCAUAUGUAUCCUUCUCCUUGGACUUCUUACAAGGACAGAGAGUGGGUUUAUCUGAGCACAAUGGCAUGCUUGGCAGAUGUUUCUUGGCACGAUACAUGAGUAAUACGACAAUAGAGAUACGAGCAGAUGAUGUUGAUGAUGUGGUCAGAUUUUCUUUCAACAAGGCGGAUGGCAGAAAUGUUCCUACAAGGAAAGAGAAGAAAAUGAAGCGGAGGAAAAUGUCAAGAAAGGCUAAACUGAACGAGCUUAGGUUUUACCGCCUCAAGGCGAAAAAGAAGAUGAAUUCUCCAAACCCGGAAGUUAGGAUCCGCUACAAGCUUGAAAAGGCUAAGAGAAAAGAGGAAUGGUUAAUCGAGAAACUGAGGAAAUACGAGGUCCCAAAAGCUUCAGCAGAACCUUAUGAUCCAGAAAUUUUAACAGAGGAAGAGAGUCAUUACCUAAAACGUACAGGUGAAAAGAGAAAGAACUUUGUCCUUGUCGGGAGACGAGGAGUAUUUGGAGGUGUUGUUCUGAAUAUGCAUCUGCAUUGGAAAAAACAUGAAACCGUGAAAGUUAUUUGCAAGCCCUGUAAACCCGGGCAGAUUCACGUGUAUGCAGAAGAGCUUGCUCGGCUAAGCAAAGGCAUUGUGAUCGAUAUAAAGCCUAACAAUAUGAUAAUCUUCUACCGUGGGAAAAACUAUGUAAGACCGGAGGUGAUGUCCCCUCCUGAUACCCUCUCUAAAGAUAAGGCCUUGGAGAAAUAUCGGUAUGAGCAAUCGCUUGAGCAUACGAGUGAGUUCAUAGAGAAGCUGGAGAAAGAGCUUGAAGAGUACCAGAAGCAUGUUGCUCGUUAUAAGAAGAAGAAAGAAGAAGAAGAAGAAUCGGCAAAGAAGAAAGAGGAAGAUGCGGUCUCUGGAUUCAGAAGAUAACCCGAUUCUUAUCCGAAAAAUCUGGUCAUGUUUCACCAUUUCUUGUCAUAGAGUUCGAUUCUUGAAGAAACAAUGAAAGCAGAGCAAGCUCAGAUUUUUGUUUCUCUGGUGCUUCAAAGUAAUGAUAUUUGUGCUUUAAAGUA
This is a messenger RNA of Tarenaya hassleriana, 1413 nucleotides long. RefSeq lists its product as uncharacterized. Gene Ontology annotation, molecular function: RNA binding. The record is from RefSeq and is a predicted model, not a curated record. The transcript has 4 exons. NCBI's taxonomy places the organism in Eukaryota, Viridiplantae, Streptophyta, Magnoliopsida, Brassicales, Cleomaceae. The coding region runs from base 152 to 1270 and encodes 372 amino acids.